AGUUCAGAUUGUUAUAUACCUUAGAACUAGCGAGAACAUACAAAUAAUUUUAUAAAAAUAUUUCGAUUUCUUUUUGAUCGCUAGCCAAAGCAUCGUCGAGCGUAAAUUUCUUGUACAUAUUUAUUAGUUAAAGCCAAAAAAUAUUUAUUCGCUAUGAAUCCAUCGAACUUGGGCAAACAGAAUGGAGCUUUAGUAUUGGAGGUACUCCAGGUGCUUGGGCGGCCGGCCACCAUUGAGGAGGUAUCUCAGCGUGUGGCCAAUAUAUAUAAAGUGGCCCGUAAACGUAUUCAGCCUGUUGUUGGUGAUAUUCUUGCGGCUGGUGUGCAUCAGGGUUUCUUUAGCUGCCGAAACUAUCAGUACUCAAUUGUCCAGCUAACUAUUGAUCAGUUGCGCCAAGAUAUCGAUAAGUAUGUGGAUGAAAUGCUAUCACUGGACUGUCGAGAUGAGGAAGUGCUGCCGCAGCCAUCUCCGCUGAUGAUUAAGCUGGAGCAAUUGGACGGAUCGCCGCCAAUAUCGCCGCCAUUCGUGCUAUCGCCUUCACCUUCAUCUGGGGAGCUGCGCGAGCGUACGCCCCCUGGAGAUGCAUCAUCGGCAGUUGCCACAUAUUGAUUGACACUCUGAUUGACACUGCUGCCCUUUUGACUAGCUUUUUCAAUGUAUUUCUCAAGAUAUCUGUUUUUAAGUGUAAAUUUGACAGCACAUGGGAAAACCUACACAAGUGCAGUGGAGUUCAGUCCAGUGCAAUAAACUCUCGACCAGGGCAGUCCAGUAU
Messenger RNA from Drosophila novamexicana, 772 nucleotides. RefSeq lists its product as uncharacterized. NCBI's taxonomy places the organism in Eukaryota, Metazoa, Arthropoda, Insecta, Diptera, Drosophilidae. The record is from RefSeq and is a predicted model, not a curated record. Bases 154 to 609 code for a protein of 151 amino acids. The transcript has a single exon.